Molecule: messenger RNA, 760 nt
Organism: Staurois parvus
Lineage: Eukaryota; Metazoa; Chordata; Amphibia; Anura; Ranidae
Source: the annotation of a GenBank genome assembly
GCACUUUUUUCCCCCCCAAAAAGGGGGGAAAAUGUCAGUGCGUCUUAUGGAGCGAAUAUAAAGCGGCCGGUCCGGUACUUUUGCGGCCACCAUGUCAGAAUACCGGCCGGCCGCUCAGCUGUUGUCUCUUGCAGGGACUUACCUGUUCCUCGCUCCAGCACUGCACAGUCUUCCCGCACUGGCUUCUGUGACAGCCGGGUGCCCACUGCGCAUGCGAGAAGCGCUGCGCUUUGUGAAUGAUCCGGUGUCUUCUGGAACACAUGAAAGGUCCCAGAAGGCGCCGGGCCAUUCACAAAGCGAAGCGCUUCUCGCACCUGCGCACCGGCCCGGGAAGAAGAGGGAAGGCAACUCCGCGGAAGUGGGAGCGGGUACCUUCUCUGGUCUCUGGUCAUCUCCUGCACUGUGUCCGCAGUCUCUGGUCAUCUCCUGCACUGUGUCCGCAGUCUCUGGUCAUCUCCUGUACUGUGUCCGCAGUCUCUGGUCAUCCCUGCACUGUGUCCGCAGUCUCUGGUCAUCUCCUGCACUGUGUCCGCAGUCUCUGGUCAUCUCCUGCACUGUGUCCGCAGUCUCUGGUCAUCUCCUGCACUGUGUCCGCAGUCUCUGGUCAUCUCCUGCACUGUGUCCGCAGUCUCUGGUCAUCCCUGCACUGUGUCCGCAGUCUCUGGUCAUCUCCUGCACUGUGUCCGCAGUCUCUGGUCAUCUCCUGCACUGUGUCCGCAGUCUCUGGUCAUCUCCUGUACUGUGUCCGCAGUCUCUGGUC